AUGUCUCUGUCCAGGAUCUGUCGGGCGUCUUUACUGGUGAUUUUACUGCAAGUCCUCUUGAUCUGCUCGGCUCAGAGGGGCCCGGUGGGUCCCAGAGGCUCCGCGGGCCCGCCCGGUGUAGCCGGCGUUCCCGGAGUGGACGGCAUCGAUGGCGACAGAGGAGAAGACUCCACAGUGAGCGGGGGACCAGGUCCUGACGGCGAUAACGGCAAAGACGGAGCUGCUGGAGCUGCAGGUCUCCCGGGCGCAGACGGACCCGUGGGACCUCCUGGAGAUCCAGGUCCACUCGGCACAAAGGGACUGAAGGGAGACGCUGGAGGACGAGGGACCCCUGGAGAGCCUGGGGUUGGACCUGACGGACUCGAUGGUAUCCCUGGUACAGACGGGCUCCCGGGGGAAUUGGGCAAAGUUGGCGGCCCUGGGGCGAGAGGGAAGAGAGGUCAGGUCGGACUUCCUGGUGCCGCCGGGCCUCGGGGACCUGCGGGUGUUUAUCAAGGAGAAGACCUGUGUCCUAACGCCUGCCCGUCUGGUCUCAAUGGACACUCUGGUCUCCCGGGCAUGAAGGGCCACAAAGGGGUCAAGGGUGAAUCCGGUGAGCCUGGAAGACAAGGACACAAGGGGGAGGAGGGCGAUCAAGGCCUGCUGGGAGACGUGGGCGCUCAGGGACUACCAGGUCCAGGUGGAGCAAGAGGCCUCCCGGGGAUAUUGGGCUCCAAAGGGGACAGGGGAGCUCGUGGGAGUUUGGGCGGUGUGGGUCCUCAGGGGAUCCAGGGAGGCCCGGGCGACCUGGGCCAGAGAGGAGCCAUAGGUGAGGCUGGACCGGGGGGAGUGUCGGGGGAUCGAGGACCACAAGGAAUCAGAGGAGUGCCGGGUCCUGAAGGAGAAGCUGGUUUACCGGGUCCUGAUGGUCGGGAGGGAAUACCCGGGCUGCCAGGAACCAAGGGUCUUCCAGGGAAGAAUGGAGCUCCAGGUGACGGAGGCCUACAGGGACUUCCUGGUUUGCCAGGCACUUAUGGACAGAAGGGACACGCCGGUGGGAAGGGCAGCACAGGAGAUCCAGGAGCUGCAGGCCUGAUGGGGUCGCCGGGGAAACAGGGCGAGCGUGGCGAGCAGGGUGAGGUCGGACCAGUCGGACCCAGAGCCGGACCAGGUGAACGAGGAGAACGAGGGCCCGAGGGGCCUCUAGGAUCACCAGGAGCUCGGGGAGGCAAAGGGGACCCGGGCCUUCCAGGACUUCCUGGACCCGCUGGGUAUCGUGGUCAGACAGGAGACAGGGGAGCAGUCGGUCUGGACGGACCCGGAGGGGAGCAGGGACCGGCGGGUUCCGAGGGGACGUCUGGAGACAGAGGAGACCUGGGAGAACAAGGAGAAGGCGGAGAGAAAGGAUCGACCGGCCCACCAGGAGAGACGGGAAACAAAGGACCCGAGGGGGGCCGAGGACAGCCAGGGAAAGAGGGCAAGUCGGGCCAGUCGGGGCCGCGUGGCAUGCAGGGCGACGGGGGGGUGCCGGGCCUCCCCGGAUCCCAGGGACCAGCGGGAAAAGCACCGACAGACACACACAUCAAACAAGUUUGCAUGAGGGUGAUGCAAGAGCAGCUGGCCCAGCUAGCAGCCAGCCUGAGCAGGCCUGAGUCAGGAGUCUCUGGGCUGCCUGGCCCCCCCGGCCCGCCUGGACCCCCGGGAUCCUCUGGGGAGAACGGUUUCCCCGGACACUCCGGAUCUCGAGGACUGCCGGGGCUGAAGGGUCCGUCCGGGGUCAUGGGCCGCAAAGGACCCAAAGGUGACCACGGUGACCGAGGAGACAGAGGACACACAGCGCGAGGACCCAAAGGAGCACCCGGAGCGCCCGGUCAAGCAGGUGAAUCGGGUCGACCGGCUUACGGCAACGACGGGCGGGACGGCGAGCGGGGACCUCGGGGCGCUCCCGGGAUGCACGGCGUGCCCGGGCCUCCCGGUACCGCGGGUCUGAACGGUCACUGCGAGUCGUCGCAGUGCAUCCUGGCGAUGGUGGCGUCGCCGGUGUCAGCGAAGGACUCCGGCAUGAAGGGCCCCAACGAGAUGUGA
Molecule: messenger RNA, 2064 nt
Organism: Limanda limanda (common dab)
Lineage: Eukaryota; Metazoa; Chordata; Actinopteri; Pleuronectiformes; Pleuronectidae
Gene: col9a1a
Product: collagen, type IX, alpha 1a
Exons: 32
Coding region: 1-2064 (687 amino acids)
Source: RefSeq, a predicted model, not a curated record